UAAUGUCCUAAAGUAAGAUAACUAAAGAAGUCUAUGUUACAGAUGCACAAACGAAUCCAUAAGAUCAGUCAUCUAAUGACGCUAUUCUUGUACGCCCAGAUGUUGGUCGGCUUAACGUUAUUCAACGUAAUUCCUAUUUACCUGAACUAUUCGAAGGGUAAACUGCACCAGAAGUAUUUGGUGAACAGUACUUACGAGCUUGCUGUGUUUAUGUAUCACCCCAGAGACGCUACCACAAAUCGUAAUAGCUAUAUUAUAGUGGCUGUGUUUGACUGGUUAGUUGAUAAUACCGUAGAUAUGCAAAACAAAGCAGAAAAUUUUAUACCUAAGUACUUACUAGAUCUGUGAGAUCAUACUUUUUGCUUUCGUUCUUGAUUUAUUUCCAUAGGUACGCUUCUUAUCUUUGUGCUCACGCCGUCUGUAUGGCUGAUCUAUUGCUAUUCCUGAUGAUAUUCCACAUUUACGGCCACUUCAAAAUACUCCUGAAUCUGAUGGCUACGUUCCCGAGACCGGCUGCUACUGUAAGCCGGACAAACAAUACGAAACAAGAAAACCUUAUGUUUUCGGAAUCAGAGUUAAAAGACGUCUGUGUCAGAAUUAAGGAGUGCAUUGACUAUCACAAUUAUUUAUUGGAAUUCACAAAAUCGAUGUCUGAUGCGUUUGGUCCGAUGUUAUUAGUAUACUUCAGUUUUCAUCAAGUAUCCUGCUGCCUACUGCUUCUUGAAUGUGCCCAAAUGGUAAAUAAAAAGAGUACUCUAAGGUUAAUAGUGAUUUUGUUUCAGAGUGCAGAAGCAUUGAUACGUUACGGACCUCUGACUGUGAUAAUAUUUCAAGCGUUGAUACAGCUUUGUAUUAUUUUUGAAUUAAUUGGAACAGUGGUGAGGAAGAUACCUACUGUUAAGUCAUCCCAAAAAGUGGCAGUAGUAGUUCCACAUUUAUUUUGUUACAGGUAUUCAACAUACAUUUGUUCAUGCUGCAUUUGUUUAGUUGACCUUACAGUAUUCUUGAUAAUCUUUCACGUUUAUGGGCACUUUAAAAUAUUACUUAACCAUUUAGUUACUUUCCCAACACCAGCAGACACGGUUGAUGAUACAACGAAUACGAUGCUACAAAACUAUUUCUACUCUGAAUCAGAAGAGAAAGAUGUGUUUAUCAAAUUAAAAGAUUGCAUUACUUAUCAUAACUUCUUGCUGGAUUUCACGAACGCCAUGACAGACACCUUUGGCCCAACACUAUUCGUAUAUUUAUGGUUUCAUCAACUAUCCUGCUGCUUAUUGCUUCUUGAAUGUGCUCAAAUGAGUCCAGAAGCUCUUAUGUGCUACGGCCCACUUACGGUCAUUGUCUUCGAGUCUUUAAUACAAAUGAACGUAAUUUUCGAAAUGAUUGGAUCAGUGAGUGAGAAAUUGAAGGAUGCGGUUUACCAAUUACCUUGGCAGUGUAUGGACGUGAAAAACAGGAAAGUUGUUCUAUUCUUCCUGAUGAACGUUCAGACUCCGGUACACGUGAAGGCGAUGGGAUUAACACGUGUUGGUGUGGAUACUAUGGCAGCGAUUCUAAAAACGUCGGUAACAUACUUUGCGUUCCUACGCACUGUUCCGGCCGAAUAAAUACAAAGAAGUAAGCACCAUAUACAAAAAGAUGUGUCUAAUUGCAGCAAGAGCUGCAGAGUACGAUGGAACUCCAAUUUAAUGUUGGUCACGUAUCUUAAAUUAUUUUAUUUUAUGUAGAUACUUCACUACUUUGAUAAUUAUGUCAAAAGCAAUAAAGUCAUCAAUAAUAAAAUGUGUAGUUUUAAUAACAGGAACUAUAAUCGAAAAUUUGCCAAAAUCAUCUAAUGACGGGUGACAAACAUAAUAUUUUUUUUUCAUUCGAACUGCAAAUUUACGUUUGGAUUGCAGUUGAAAUGCAGUCCGUCUGUCUAGAGCCUAAGACUAGCUGUCCCCGCGAACUAUGUACCGCCUUACAGUCGAUGAUAACAACGCAACCAAAAAGACAAACAAAACUACCAUUUUCCAUAUUUUAUCACCGUUAAACCGCUUCCCUACUGUUCCGCGAAUAUUUCAAGACUAAAAUAAGCCAUAAAGAUAAUAAAAAUACAGACGAUAAGGUUGAUAUUCGUGUAGACAUACAUUUCCAUGGUAAAGGCAUUGUUACCAGCUGCCAUAUUUAAUUAAAUUGACAAUUCCAAAAUGACGUUUUGUGUCAUUGACAUUCAUCACCUUUAUAAAGAGUUAUUGGGAUGAAAGAGUCUUCUGCAAUGUAGUUACACAGUAGUUACGUCAAACAAUAAAAACAUUUCAAAAAAUUAAUAUUUUUUAUUGAAAAUAUUUUUUAAAUAGAUUAAAUAGUAUUUAUAGCUUGUCUUACAUGUACAAGAAAAUAGAUUCUAUUGAAUUAAUAAAUACAAUAACAUUAUAAAAUCUGUUUGUAAUUAUAUACUUAGUUAAAAUUGGCAUACUUGUUUAUAACCCUACACAUUGAUGG
Molecule: messenger RNA, 2484 nt
Organism: Trichoplusia ni (cabbage looper)
Lineage: Eukaryota; Metazoa; Arthropoda; Insecta; Lepidoptera; Noctuidae
Gene: Or-4
Exons: 8
Coding region: 423-1607 (394 amino acids)
Biological process (GO): detection of chemical stimulus involved in sensory perception of smell; sensory perception of smell
Cellular component (GO): plasma membrane
Molecular function (GO): olfactory receptor activity; odorant binding
Source: RefSeq, a predicted model, not a curated record